AUGUCUAAUAACGUAGUGGCUGAUUUGGUGUGUGGGCUGAAGGCUCGUCACACAGAGACGCGGCACAGGGCCAUUCGAGAGUUAUUACAUUUCGCGAAGACUGAGCUGCGUGAAAUGUCUCAGGAAGGGAUGACGCAGAUCCUGGAUGAUUUUAACCAGCACAUCCACACGAUGACUUCCAGCUAUGACAACCACGAGAAGAAAGCCGGCAUUCUUACUAUAGUUUGCCUCAUUGGUGGAGAUACAGAAACAACUAAGACGAGAACCAUCCGCUAUGCAAAUUACUUGGGAAAUAUCUUUCCAUCAACUGACAUAAGUGUUUUAGAAUUAGCAGCCAAAACCAUGGGUCGCUUAGCAGCAUCAUUAGGUGUAAAACGGGGAGAAUAUGUUGAAUAUGAAAUAAAAAGAGCUUAUGAAUGGCUAGCGGAAGAAAGAAACGAAGGAAAACGACUUUCAGCUGUCCUCAUUCUUCGAGAACUAGCUAUAGCUAUGCCCUCAUAUUUUUAUCAACAUAUACAUCAUUUUUUCAAACACAUAGUCGUUGCUCUUCGAGACCCGAAAGAUCAGAUAAGAGAAGCAGCAGCCAAGGCAUUGAGAGCCGCACUGGGAAUGACAGCCCAGAGAGAAAUCCCUGAAAAUAGCAAUAAAAUUCAAUGGUAUUCUGAAUGUUAUGAAGAGGCUGUGACAUCUUUCACAGAUCAAGCUCCUAGAGACCGAGGGCUCAGCAGAGAUGACCAUGUGCAUGGUGCACUCUUGAUAUUGAAUGAACUCUUGAGAUGUUCCAAUGCAGCCUGGGAGAAAAAGUAUACCAUGCUGAUGCAAAAACUGGAUGCUGAACAAGAGACAUCUGAUGACAUGUCCUCCUUGAGUUCUAAAGUCCAAAAUGCAUGGUCAUUGAGUACUGAUGAUACAAAUCAAAAUACUCCCAUAUAUGAAUCUAAUAUUUGCAAAAAGUUGAUCACAGAGUAUUAUGAAAAAAUCUGCUCAGAUGUGAUGGCCCAGCAAAUUUCUAGGUCUCAUCAUGUCCACCAGUUGUUGCUUCUGUUAAUACCAAGACUUGCUGCUUUCAACAGAGAGUCAUUUGCAAGAAGACAUCUCAAGUCUACAAUCAACCACCUUAUUACCUUUCUGAGAGGUAGAGAAAAAGAAAAGGCUAUGGCUUUUACCACAUUGGGUCUGAUUUGUGUUGCUGUUGAAUCAGACAUUCAACAGUACCUACCAAGGAUCAUUGAAAUAAUUAAACUUACCCUCCCUGUGAAAGAAACACCAAAGAAACGCAAUGGAUCAGAUACUCCAUUGUUCAACUGUGUAACAUUGUUAGGAUAUGCCAUGAAAGAAAAUGUUGUAAAUGAUGUAAAAGAGUUAUUAGAUCCUAUGUGUGCCACAGGCUUAAGCCCACAGCUCACCACUUGUUUUAAAGAGCUUAGCCAAAAUAUGCCCUCUUUGAAAAAAGAUAUAACUGACAGACUAAUAAAUAUGUUGUCAUUAAUAUUAAGAAAAAAGCCCUAUGUGCCUAACAAUUCAGAACAACAGAUUGUCCACAUGAUGUCUACAGCAAUGCUAGUAGAGCCACAUGAUGCUACAAAACUAGUGCUUGCAUUGCGCACUUUAGGAUCAUUUGAUUUUGAAUGGACCAAUACAAUUAUGUCCUUUAUUAGAAGAUGCACAGACCACUACUUACUGAGUGAGCAACAUGAUAUACGCUUAGAAGCCGUUAAAACAGCAGCCAAGUUGUUAGUCAAAGCUGUUGAAAGAAGCUCACAGACAAAUUCAAGAACUUUAAAUUUAAUCAUUGAUGAGUCACUCGGUAAACUCUUGGCUGUAGGGCGUUCAGAUUUUGAUCAAGAAGUCCGUUACAGAGUACUAGAGGUAUUUACAAAUCCAGUAUUUGAUAAACACUUAGCUAAUGAAGAACAUUUAAGCUGUCUUUUUGUAGCUAUAAAUGAUUCUAAUAGUGAGGUGAGUGAACUAGCUCUAUGUGUCGUGGGGCGACUGAGCAACAUUAAUCCGAGCUAUACUACACCCACAAUGCGCCAAUUAUUCGUGCAGAUCCUAAUGGAAUUGCAACAUUCUGAAUCUACACGGAAUAAGGAGCAAUCAUUACGAAUGAUUAAUAAUAUUAUAUGUCAUGCUCCAAGGAUAACUCAGCAGUUUGUGGAUAUUAUCCUCAAAGUACUUGUACCUAGAUUGAAACAAGAAGAUAGCAACACAACUAUGGUUUCUAUUAUAUUGAAAGCUAUUGGCGAUUUAGCAGAAGUGAAUGGCGGUGGACACGCUUUAAACCAGUGGUUAGAUGAGCUGCUGUCAUUUCAAGUAGAAUUAUUGUCAGAUCCAAAUCAACCAGAAAAACGAAGCAUUGCACUGUGGUCGUUUGGGCAAGUUAUAAGUGCCACAGGUCACGUUAUCAUGCCUUAUAUGGAGUACCCACAUUUAAUGGAUUUAUUGUUAAGUUUUCUAAGAAGUGAGCAACAAUCGCGAGACAGGCGAGAGACUAUAAAAGUGUUAGGGUUGUUAGGAGCAUUAGAUCCAUACAAGCAUAAAGUAAACAAGGGAUUGAUCGAUUUCCAAACAGUUUCAACUCUGAUACCCAUUACAGAAUCGUCGAAAAAUGAUUAUUAUGACACAAAUGUAAGUGAUAUGUUGGUUAAAAUGGCUCCACUAGUCCUUGAUGAAUUCUAUCCAGCCAUUGUGGUUACGUCAUUGAUGAGUAUUUUACGAGAUCCCCAGUUGGCGCAACAUCACACGAGUGUGGUGCACUCAGUGACGAUAAUCUUUCAGUCAUUAGGCAUUAAAUGCGUUCCUUACAUUUCCCGCGUCACGCCGAGCCUACUGUACGUAAUACGCAACACAGAGAACAGCAGUUUCCGCGAGUUUCUGCUGACUCAGCUGGCACAGCUAAUAUCUGUUGUGAAAAUACAUAUUCGGAAUUAUCUUGAAGAUAUAUUUGACAUGAUUAGGGAGUAUUGGACUCCUGACAGUCAUUUGCAGCCCACACUUAUAAUGCUGGUGGAGCACAUAACGGUCGCAAUCGGAACAGAGUUUAAAGUUUAUCUCAGAAAAAUAUUGCCAAAUAUUCUGAGAGUACUAAAGUAUGAUAAAAGUAAAGACAAGUUUCUGACUGAAAAAUUGUUGUACACCAUCCAAAAAUUCGAAAAUAAUCUGGAUGAUGUUCUUCUAUCAGUGGUUCCCGCGAUCACGAACUUAUUUGAUGGUAAAAAUAUACCGAUAUCUAUAUCCAGACUAGCAAUGGAAACUAUGGAUCAUUUGUCUAUGUACUUGUAUUUAAAACCGUAUUCGGCCAUUAUCAUUCAAGCACUGGCGAAGGUAUUGGAGAAUAAUCCCACUCUGAGAUCAACAGCAAUGAACACGCUUUGCGCGCUGAUCGUCCAGCUCGGCCGUGAGUACAUAGACUACAUCCCCUCAGUCGAGAGACUGAUGCUGAAGCACAAAAUCGUGUGUUCAAAUUACAUCGUGUUGGUGACGCGGUUGCAAGUUAUAUCAACACUUGCAUCUGAUGAUGAUUAUUUGGAUGAAACUAGGUCGCGACUGCGUAAUCAGAAGAGUGAUGUUUUGUCUAACACUGCUGAUUUGCAAAGUAUACAGAAGCUGACCGUCAAUGUUAAUAACCUCCGCAAGUGCUGGACUACCAUGAACAUAAUAUCCAAAGAAGACUGGCACGAGUGGCUGCGCCAUUUAAGCAUUGGGUUUCUCACUGAAUCUAACAGCCCUGCUUUGAGGGCUUGUUCGUCAUUAGCGCAGCAUUACCCACAACUGGCUCGGGAUCUGUUCAACCUGGCCUUCAUGUCUUGCUGGACGGAACUAGACGAGCGCGCGCGCAAGGAGCUCGUCACCUCCCUCGAGAGAGCGCUGACAGUCCCGGACUCGCCCGAACUGGCAUUGGCUGUGUUGAAUCUCGCAGAGUUCAUGGAACAUUGUGAGAAAGGCUCUUUGCCUAUACCCAUCAAACUGCUCGGAGACACCGCAAUAAGUUGCAGAGCUUUUGCAAAAGCCCUUUAUUAUAAGGAAGAAGAAUACAAAAAGAAUCCAUCCACACAAGUAGUUGAAGCUCUUAUACACAUCAAUAACAAACUCCAACAAAAAGAAGCCGCAAAUGGGCUUCUGGAGAGAGUCAUCACGCAACAAAAAGAUGGCAAAUGCUCGUUGAAUGUGCACGUGCGCUGGUACGAGAAACUGCAUAACUGGGAGCAAGCGUUGGACCUCUACAGUAAGAACCUCGAAGUGGAACCUCAGGAUAACGAAUCCAAACUCGGGCUCAUGCGAUGCUUAGAAGCUAUGGGUGAAUGGCGUAAGCUUUACGACAUCACCACGGAUCAGUGGACUACUCUAGACGAAGACGUCAAACAAAAAUCCGCCAAAAUGGCAGCCGCAGCCUCUUGGGGUCUGCAAGAAUGGGAUUCGAUGAAAAAGUUUGUCGACUGCGUAUCUGAAGAGUCUCAGGAAGGUGCAUUUUACCGCGCGAUAUUAUCUAUCCAUGAUGGGCAGUGGUCGGAAUCCAGACAUUACAUUGAUUCAGCCAGAGGCAUGUUGGACACAGAACUGACAGCCGUGGUCGGCGAGAGCUACCAACGAGCUUACGGGGCUCUAGUAAACGCACAGCUCUUGACGGAAUUGGAAGAAGUCGUCACCUACAAACUAGUCGAGGAAAGAAGAAAUACGAUAAGGAAAAGUUGGUGGCUGAGACUCCAAGGAGGCCAGCGGCUCGUCGAAGAUUGGAGAAAGAUGCUGCAAAUACGGGGACUGGUACUCUCCCCUCGCGAAGAUUUUCAGACUUGGCUGAAAUUCGCAUCUCUCUGCAGAAAAACUGGCGCCUUCAAUCAAGCACACAAGAUAGUGCUUUCUAUUUUAGGUUGCGAUCCCGUUAACAAUCCUGACAUAUUAUUGCGAGUGCAGGAACCGAGAGUAGUUUUGUCGUACAGUAAAAAUCUUUGGGAUGCUGGCAACAAACGUUUUGCAUACGAUGUUUUGCAGAGAUUUGUAGACAGCUCUGAGCCAGACAACGAUGAGCAAUCCAGACUUUUAGCUCGUUGCCAUUUAAAACUAGGAUCGUGGUGUGAAUCACUCCAAGAAAUCAAUGAGCUGUCGAUUCCUGAAAUAUUGAGAAACUACGCGGCUGCGACAAACCUAGCGCCUGAUUGGUACAAAGCGUGUCACGCCUGGGCGUGUAUGAAUUUUGAAACGGUCUUAUUCUACAAACAGCAAGACAAUGUAUCUGAAAGCAGCAUAGCAGGAGGUUCUGGUGAAAAGAAAGUCCUGAGAACAGAUUUUAUCAACACAUAUACUAUUCCAGCUAUUGAAGGAUUCUUCAAGUCUAUUAGCUUGUCAAAUGGCAGUGCUCUCCAAGACACUUUGAGACUUUUGACUCUUUGGUUUGACUACGGCCAUAAUCCUGCUAUUUAUGAUGCAUUGUUUGAAGGAAUAAGGCAGAUAGAUAUUAAAAUCUGGCUGCAAGUGAUUCCACAACUUAUCGCUCGAAUAGAUUCCCCAAGGACCCUCGUCGCCAAGUUGGUGCACAUUCUAUUGAUCGAUAUCAGUAAGCUGCACCCGCAAGCCUUGGUCUAUCCUUUGACGGUGGCCACGAAAUCUUCUUUCGUGACUCGCAAGAAUGCGGCCAGCUAUAUUCUAAAGACGAUGUGCUCUCACUCUCAGAAUCUAGUCAACGAAGCUGCCAUAAUAUCCGAGGAGUUGAUAAAGGUGGCAAUAUUGUGGCACGAUCAGGUCAUCAUAGCCAUCGAUGAGGCCUCAAGAUAUUAUGCAACCGAAAAGGACUACAGAAGCAUGUUCAAAACUCUGGACAAAAUGCACGCCAUGCUCGAUCGUCCAGCGGAAACGUUGAAAGAGAUUUCGUUCCUUCAGAUGUACGGCAGAGACCUCAAAGAGGCUCAACGGUGGAGUGAACUUUAUAAGGCAACAGGCGAAGACCGGUACCUGAACGAGGCGUGGGAGCUGUACUACCAGGUGCUGCGGCGCAUCAUGGCGCAGUUCCGCUCGCUGCAGUCGCUCGAGCUGCAGUACGUCAGCCGCCGCCUGCACGCGGCGCGCGGCCUGGCGCUGUGCGUGCCCGGCUCCUACGUGCCCGGCGCGCGCGUCACGCGCAUCCAGCACAUACACAGCCACCUGCAGGUGAUCAAGUCGAAGCAACGCCCGCGGCGGCUGACCAUCCACGGCUCGGACGGCAAGCAGUACAUGUUCCUAUUGAAAGGCCACGAGGAUCUUCGGCAGGACGAGCGAGUGAUGCAGCUGUUCGGGCUCGUCAAUACUCUCCUACGAGCCGACGCGAGCACAUUACGUCACGACCUGGCCAUCCAGCGCUACGCCGUCAUUCCGCUGUCGCCCAACUCGGGCCUCAUCGGCUGGGUGCCGCACUGCGACACGCUGUACAACCUCAUCAGCGACUACCGCGACAAGAAGACCAACAAGAUGGCGCUCAACACCGAGCAGCAGAUCAUGCUGCGCAUGGCCUCCGACUACCAGAACCUCAUGCUCAAGCACAAGGUGGAAGUAUUCGAGUACACCCUAUCACAAACGCCUGGCAACGACCUAGCCCGCCUUCUAUGGCUGAAGAGUCCCUCCGCUGAGGCGUGGUUCGAGCGGCGCACCAACUACACGCGCUCGCUGGCAGUCAUGAGCAUGGUGGGCUAUAUCCUCGGCCUGGGCGACCGACACCCCUCCAAUAUCAUGCUGCACCGAGUCACUGGGAAGGUCCUGCACAUCGACUUCGGAGACUGCUUCGAGGUGACGCAGACGAGAGAGAAAUAUCCUGAGAAGAUCCCCUUCAGACUGACAAGAAUGCUGAUUAAUGCUAUGGAGGUGACGGGCAUCGAAGGCACAUACCGCUUCACGUGCGAAUCCGUGAUGCACGUGCUGCACAAACACCGGGACAGCGUGAUGGCGGUGCUCGAGGCGUUCGUCUACGACCCGCUGCUCAACUGGCGACUGGUCGACAACGACCGCCACUCGCUCACCGCCUCCACCUUCUCUUCCGACAUCGACUCCUCCUACACUCUGCCCAGUCGGUCCCGGAACCACCUGCAUUACGAGUCCCUCGAGGCGCCGCCCGAGGUUAACGUCAACAAGCGAGCCGUGGCCAUCCUCAACCGAAUCCGCGACAAACUGACCGGCCGCGACUUCCCCCACAUAGAUCCUGUGGUCAGCGUGCCCAAGCAAGUCGACCUGCUCAUCAAGCAGGCCACCAACAACGAGAACCUCUGCCAGUGCUACAUCGGCUGGUGCCCCUUCUGGUAAUUUGAUCUGAGAAUUACUUCUUUUGCGACAUCAAAUGGAUAGUUGACGCUAUUAACCUAUAAUACCAAGACAGAUUUUUUGUAAGUCAUCCGACCGAGCGAACGAAGAAUCAUUGGUUUUUAUUGCCAUACAAAUACGGUCAACUAUCAAAUUCGUGAGUUAGUCUAUUAUGAUUUCUUUUGUCUACAAUAUAAAUCAGAGACACCACCAUAUCUAACACUUUCAUUUCAUGGCUUUAAUUUGUUUUGUUUAAUUGUUUAGAAUUCAGUUUUAUUUUUUAUUGUUAAAAUACAUAGUAUAUUUUAUUUGCAUUUCUAAUGCAGGAUUACCGCAUUUAUGAGACAAUGUAGGUACUGUUGUUGUAAGUCGAGGAGACUGAUCACACGUUACUAGCGAUAUUAGCAUUGUAGCUGUUACUAUAUUUUCUCUACUUUUAUUACCCUGUACCUAACCUAUUUGUCGUUGAAUUUUGUAAAACACGCUUCGUUUUAUUAAACACCUUAGUUAUGUAAGCCACAUCGUUUUUUGUAAUAGGAUAUGUUUUCCGAACGUAGGCUUGUCAAAACAUAACCCCGUGUAUUAUCAUCACCACCGCAUUUGUAAUCUGUUUCUACCUCUUAUGUUUAAGGAAAUGUUGCAUUUAUUUAUCGGAUUGUUAUUGUCCUACUAAUUGAUUUAAUUAUGAUUGUUACAUGAAAAACAUCUAAUCUCAACAACGUCAUACUGUGUACUUGCAAAAUGUGACUUGAGGCAAAUACAUGCAUCUAAAGACUGCUUGAAAACUGAUAAAUCUGUAGAAUAUUAUGUACGAAGUGUACUUUUAAAUAAUCAUACCGUUUAUCACUGCCGAAACUAUACUUCCAAUAACAUUAUACUCCUACUACCCGUCAAUAGAAUUGCACACAACGAUGCAUUUACGUUAUAAAUACGUCGAGAAUAGAUUUAAAUAUAAAAACGUUAUGUUCUUGUCAUUAAAGAACAACUUCCUGUUUGCUUUGAACCAGCUUCCUAUAACAUAGUCUGUAUAUAGAUAUUAUUUCCUAGUUGUUAAUUAAGUAUUAUAUUUAUACAUUAUGUGUACAUAAACUGACGCAAUAAAAUAUUUAAAACUUA
Molecule: messenger RNA, 8376 nt
Organism: Ostrinia furnacalis (Asian corn borer)
Lineage: Eukaryota; Metazoa; Arthropoda; Insecta; Lepidoptera; Crambidae
Gene: TOR1
Product: target of rapamycin
Exons: 10
Coding region: 1-7263 (2420 amino acids)
Biological process (GO): TORC1 signaling; negative regulation of macroautophagy
Cellular component (GO): TORC1 complex; TORC2 complex; cytoplasm
Molecular function (GO): protein binding; protein-containing complex binding; protein serine/threonine kinase activity
Source: RefSeq, a predicted model, not a curated record